CACCCCCCUCCCCUGCCCCCCACUUUCACGUCCAGGCACCGCCACCGCUGUUCGCAUGCAAAAAAAAAUGAGCGCUGACGUCACGCGGCGUCGUUCCUCCGGACGGAGGAGCGAGGUUGAUUUUUUUUUGCGUUCCCCUCCCCUCUCCUCUCUCUCUCCUCGCUCCGCUGGCUUUUUUUUGCUUCCUUCGGAGGAGCACAGUCGGGCUGGGGCUAAUUUCUUUCCACCAACCCACCCACCCACCCCCGUCUCGUUUGCCCGCCGUUCAACCCGGCCUUCUUUGUGCGUUCCCCCUCCUUUACUCGCUCUCUCCUCUCUCUCCUCGUGGCUCUGUUAAUAACUAAAAAAUAUAUAUUAUACGGUUGCUUGCUUGGUGGUUUGGUGGUCCGCGAGUGGGCUGGAGAGAUUCGUCGCUUCCAAAACUGUUGUGGGGUGAUGUGUGCGGAGUUCUGCUUCUUCUUGUCGGCCCUGCGGAUGAUGCCGUGACGACGUCGUUGUUGUUGCCGUGUUAAUGGUAACUGCACAGCGGCAGUAGUGUAAGGGUUGUUUGUUUGUAUGUGUGUGUACGCUCGUUACUUUGUCCAGCAAUCAAGCCGUUCUUUGUUGUUGAGGAGGAGGAGGUGGUGGGUGGUGGUGGUGGGGGUGGUGGUUAAGCACGCGUGUUAGCUACGCGCGCCCUCUUGUCUCUCGCUUUCUCUCUCGCCUGUGUCGUGCGUGUUGUGUGCGUCGCUGUGGGUUGCUUGCCAUACUGAAGUUUCUCCCCUGUAAGAGAGAGAGAGAGCUAGAUAAAGGAUCGAAGAGGAGUGUUGUUACUACCAAGCGUAGCCGUGGUGCGGAGAGAGAGAAGAGAGGUUGUCGGCUCGGAUGGGGAGGUUUGCCAGCGACAUCAUUGGCGAGAGAGGCAGACGAGGCUGAGGUUUGGGAGAGGAGGAGGAAAAGUGCACAGGGGGGAAGAGACGAGAAGGAGAGAGAGAGAGGCAGAGGAGUUGUGGACGCGAACAUCGCCGCUCGCUCUGCGCUGAUUCUGUGAGCGCCAGACCCGCGGCCGUGCUGCUGCUGGUGGUGGUAGUGGUGGUGGUUUUUGUUAUUUAUUUGUUGGUGCUUGCCGUCGCGAACAUCGAAGCCGAAUACUGGAGUUAUCCCCUGCCGAGACGGAGCUGCUGGCGAUAGGCAGCAGCAGCAGCGCGACAUGUAUCCGCAGAGCAGACACGCUGCGCCACCCCAAGCCGGGCAGCCCUUCAAAUUUGCCAUCAAUGAGACUUGUGACCGCAUCAAGGAAGAGUUUCAGUUUUUACAGGCGCAGUAUCACAGUUUGAAGUUGGAAUGUGAGAAACUGGCCAGUGAGAAAACAGAGAUGCAGCGGCAUUAUGUCAUGUAUUAUGAAAUGUCAUAUGGCCUGAACAUCGAAAUGCACAAACAAAUGGAGAUAGUGAAAAGGCUCAAUGCAAUCUGUGCCCAGAUCAUUCCGUUUCUGUCACCGGAGGUGAGUAUGGACCAAAAUGCCUCCCUGCUGACUGCAAGUUGGUGGGAGCACCAACAGCAGGUGAUCCAGGCUGUAGAGAGAGCUAAGCAGGUGACCAUGUCGGAGCUCAACGCUAUCAUCGGGGUACGUGCCCUUCCCAACCUGCCGCUGCAACAGCAGCUGCAGGCGCAGCACCUGGCGCACGCGCACGCACCGCCCGUGCCGCUGCCCCCGCACCCAUCCGGGCUGCAGCCGCCCGGCCUCCCGCCGGUGAGCGUGGGCAGCUCGGGCCUCCUGGCCCUGUCGGGGGCCCUGGCGCCACCUCCGCACAUCCCCAGCAAGGAGGACAAGAACCACCACCAGGACAACAACAACAACCACAGAGCAGACCGGGACCCAGGCCCAAGUAAGUCCGUGUCACCAGCUGGCAGCUUGAGAAGCAAUGAAAAAUUCAGAAAUUCGUCCGACUUUGCAAAUGAGAACAAAAAGAGGAAGAUGGAUGUGAAGGAGUCUAUGAAUCACUACGACAGCGACGCUGACAAGAGUGAUGACAACCUAGUCGUGGAUGUCUCAAAUGAGGACCCCACGUCCCCCCGGGGCAGCCCGGGCCACCUGCCCCGAGAGAACGGGCUCGAUCGGUCACACGGUCACGGCCCCCGGAAGGAGGCGCCCCCGCAGAGUCCAGCGUCGGUGGCGUCGUCCAGCAGCACUCCGUCCUCUCGCUCCAAGGACCACGCACAGAACGAGAAACCUCACACCCCAAUGUCCGCCUCAAGUACCCCAGCCUCCUCAAAUGACCUCCCUGUGCCUGGCACGAGCGGCUCGGCCAGCCUUAGGCCCAUCCCAGGAAAGCCUCACAGCAUGGACCCUCUGGGGGCCGGCUUCAGGAUGCCUUUGGCUGCGGCCGGCGGGCCGUUUGGCAACCCCUUUGGGAUGAUUCCACACCCUGGGCUGAACGGAGAGCUGGCCAGCCCCGGGGCGUACGCCAGCCUGCACGGCAUGUCCCCGCAGAUGAGCGCCAUGGCGGCCGCGGCCGCCGCCUACGGACGCUCGCCCAUGGUUGGCUUUGAUCCACAUUCGCACAUGCGCGUGCCCGGCGUUCCCCCGUCUCUGCCCAACAGUAUUUCUGGUGGAAAGCCGGCGUACUCGUUCCACGUGAGCGCGGACGGGCAGAUGCAGCCCGUGCCGUUCCCUCCGGACGCCCUGAUGGGCCCAGGGAUCCCGCGUCACGCGCGGCAGAUCAGCACGCUGCCGCACGGCGAGGUGGUGUGCGCCGUCACCAUCAGCAACCCCACGCGCCACGUCUACACGGGGGGCAAGGGCUGCGUCAAGAUCUGGGACAUCGGGCAGCCGGGAACCAAGACGCCCGUUUCCCAGCUCGACUGCCUCAAUCGGGACAAUUACAUCCGGUCGUGCAAGCUGCUGCCGGACGGGCGCACGCUGAUCGUGGGCGGCGAGGCGAGCACCAUCUCCAUCUGGGACCUGGCGGCUCCGACCCCGCGCAUCAAGGCGGAGCUCACGUCGUCGGCGCCCGCGUGCUACGCGCUCGCCAUCAGUCCCGACUCCAAGGUGUGCUUCUCCUGCUGCAGCGACGGCAACAUCGCCGUGUGGGACCUGCACAACCAGACGCUCGUCAGGCAGUUCCAGGGACACACGGACGGCGCGAGCUGCAUCGACAUUUCCCACGAUGGCACGAAGCUGUGGACGGGAGGCCUGGACAACACCGUGAGGUCGUGGGACCUGCGGGAGGGCAGGCAGCUGCAGCAGCACGACUUCACCUCGCAGAUCUUCUCGCUGGGCUACUGCCCGACGGGGGAGUGGCUGGCCGUGGGCAUGGAGAGCAGCAACGUGGAGGUGCUGCACCACAGCAAGCCCGACAAGUACCAGCUGCACCUGCACGAGAGCUGCGUCCUCUCGCUCAAGUUCGCCCACUGCGGCAAAUGGUUUGUGAGCACCGGUAAAGAUUACCUGCUGAAUGCCUGGAGAACACCCUACGGGGCAAGCAUAUUCCAGUCCAAGGAGACAUCGUCCGUUCUGAGCUGUGACAUCUCGGUGGAUGACAAGUACAUAGUCACUGGUUCCGGGGACAAGAAGGCUACCCUGUACGAAGUCAUUUAUUGAAUCGCGCGUGUACGUGACGACGUUUUUUGGAAAACGCGGAGUGUGUGUGAGCGCGCGCACGUAUGCACGUGCGUAUACAAAUUGCCUUUGUGAAAUCUGAGCCUCUGAAUCAACAACGGUGCACAUAUCUCAGCGGAGGGCGGCGGCGGCGGCGGUGGGCGCGGGCAGGAAUUGCUGUUGGGUGAAUUCGUUUAAGAAACUACACAAGCCGAUGGACACGUUUUGAGCCGAAAUGAAAGAGAUGACGCCGCGCGGGUGUUUUAUAGCGAAAAAAUCACUCGAGGGUGGUCUACUGCAGUGGUCAAGCAGCCCCCCUGCCGAAAGAGCAGUAAAACGUCUCUCGUUUUUAUAUAACUGUCAAACUAUGCUCUCUUACUUAUGAUGUUGCACUGAACAAACAGUCUCUAAAUGUUACCGACUUUCUCGUGAAUUGGUAAACCUGUCUUGGUGGGGGGGGGGGGAACAAAAGCAGCCGUCGGGCGCCCGUAGGUUCACUAACUUGUAAAAUCAAGAGUGUGUGUCGUGUCGUAUUUUAUGGAUUGCUUUUGUGUAUAAAAUGUAAAUAUUGAAUAAAUCUUGAUCUUGA
Molecule: messenger RNA, 4169 nt
Organism: Petromyzon marinus (sea lamprey)
Lineage: Eukaryota; Metazoa; Chordata; Hyperoartia; Petromyzontiformes; Petromyzontidae
Product: transducin-like enhancer protein 4
Biological process (GO): negative regulation of canonical Wnt signaling pathway; regulation of DNA-templated transcription
Cellular component (GO): nucleus; transcription regulator complex
Molecular function (GO): transcription corepressor activity; protein binding
Source: RefSeq, a predicted model, not a curated record